Anthostomella pinea is the source of this 1800-nucleotide messenger RNA. NCBI's taxonomy places the organism in Eukaryota, Fungi, Ascomycota, Sordariomycetes, Xylariales, Xylariaceae. The record is from the annotation of a GenBank genome assembly.
AUGGGAAGAUCAAUCUGCGCAGCCCUCGCGGCUGGCAGCCUUCUCGGCUCUGCGCUCGCCGCCGACGUCCUCUCGUUCUCCGUCGACGAUGCCCCGAAUAACGCCUCGGCUGCUAUCGACCCGUCCUUCGCUGGCCUCGGUAUCGAGCCCUCGCAACUCUACUACUACAUGGGCGGCGCCGAGACCAACCAGUUUUCCAUCAACCUCCUAAACAACCUGGCAAACUUCACCGGCCAGCCGCCCUACAUCCGCCUCGGUGGCAACACCCAGGACUACAUGAUCUACUCAGCUUCAAACGAUGAAUGGAUAAUCAAGAACAACCCCAACUCGACGGGCCAGGGCCACAUUGCCUCCGAUUCCAUGCUCAUUGGUCCACACUUUUUCGACGCCGCCAACAGAUUACCACAGGGCACUCCAGUUACCUGGGGCUUGAACCUGGCAUACGAGGAGGACGACUACAUAGAUCAGAUCGUGGCUACCGCACAGCAGAUCAAGGACCGCUGCACUAACAUCAACCUCCGCAGUUUCGAGAUCGGCAACGAGCCAGAUGUGUAUCUGGACAAUGGCUUCCGCAAAGGAACCUGGACAGGCACCCAAUACAACAACGAGUGGACAGAGCGCGCAGCCGCUAUUUACAAACAGGUCCUGGAGCCCAAGGGCGUCUCGAGCAACUUCUUCGACGCGGCUGCCACGACGGCAUGGGUGAGCGGCACCACAUUUGGGGUCCAAGGCCUGGUUUCAGAAGGAAUUGAUGACAAAGUCAGUGGGUCAUCAAACUCGUACUUGGGAUCAUGGGAUCAGCACGACUACUACUAUUUCCUCGGUGCCACUGGCUAUCCCAUCACGCUGGACUACAUGCUGCAGCUAGACACGACCGAAACGCAGUUCAACUCGGCCCUGGGCCCGCAGCUCACUGAGGCCAAAGCCACCGACUACCCAUACGCCCUUCGCGAGAUGGGCGUUGUCGGUCCCAUUGGCCUCGCGGGCGUGAGCGAUACCUUCGCCGCGGGACUUUGGACGAUGAACUUCCUGCUGUACGCUGCUUCACAGAACAUCUCGAGCGUACAGUUUCACAUGACGGCUGAGAGCAACACGAGUGCCUGGAAGCCGACCGAUGAAGGCGGUGUUCAGCCCUUUGUUCGCCCCAUCUACUAUGGCAUGGCGGCAUUCGACCAAACCAUCGGAGCAAGCUGCAACGCCACAGUGGCACCGGCGUCUAUCAACAGCUACCCUGACGGCUACAAUGGCUACGUUAAGGCGUACGCCGUGUACCAAGGGGCUGGGCUAGGCUCGAUUGUUGUCAUUAACGGCAAGCUUGCCAACGUCAGCGCUAGCGACAAGCCGUCGCUGACAGUGGAAGUCACAUUGCCGACCUCCCUCGCGGGGCAAACAGUACAUCUCAGCUACUUGACGGGCGACGGCGCCGAUGCCACAAAAGGAACGACAUGGAACGGACUCAGCUUCGAGCAGAACGGCGAUGGAACGCAAUCGCAGGUCUCGGACGACGACAAGACGUUGACGGUUGGUAAAACCGGCAACUUGAGCAUCACGGUCCGCGACACUGAGGCCAUCGUAGCCAGUUUCAGGAAUAAGAUCGGUGCGGACACGAGCUCUGACGGGGACGCUUGCAGCGCAAUUGUCACUAAGGGCCUCGGGGCUACCGCUACUGCGUCGGCGGGAAGCGCUAAGAGCACUGGCACGGCGGACAAUGAUGACGACUCGGGUGCAGCGAGACUGGGGAGCGCGAGCUCGGUUGCGGUGCUGGUUUUUGCAUUUGCAGUGACGGUCUGGUUGGCUUAA